Molecule: messenger RNA, 606 nt
Organism: Hyaloperonospora brassicae
Lineage: Eukaryota; Oomycota; Peronosporomycetes; Peronosporales; Peronosporaceae
Source: the annotation of a GenBank genome assembly
AUGGCUACAGACGUACCUAUGGGCCAAUGCUCCGAGUGCCGCGACGACGCGCUGUACUUGGACCGCGUCCUGCUCGAGCACUUUGCGCUGCGCGUGUGCGUCGCGUGCAAACAGCUCGCGACGCAGCGCGACGGCGCGUUCGAGUUGCUCUCCAAGGCGCGCGCCCAGACAGAGUACGCGCUGCCGGCCUCGUCGUUCCAGGGACUGCCCUGUGUGACAAAGCCGAACCCGCGCCACGCGUCGUUUGCGCCGCUGCGGCUGUACCUGCGGCGGACCGUCGCGCAAGAAGCGCACCGCUUGUACCGCGACGCAGACGGACUGGAGCAGGAGAAGCACAGGCGCCGGCAACGCGCGUUCGCGGCGGCGGCCCAGCGGACGAAACAGCUGUUGGCGCGCGCGCGUCGGAGCGAGAUGGACAGUGUACAGGAAAGCGACUGCUGCAAUGCGACACAGCAGAAGAAGCAGAAGAAGAGGGCGACGGGCGCAGUGGGGACGGGGGACAGCGACCAUCGACACGAGUUCAGCGUCGAGCGGUAUCACAAGGAGACCGCGAGCUGGACGAAACACUGUGCGUGUGGUGUGCACGUGCAGUUUGAAAAGUGGUGA